AUUCUAAAAACACAGAACCAGGGUUUCAUUAAUAUUUUUCUACAUAAAUGUUGUUUUUGUGCUGGUUCUGAAAGACUCAUGGGUCAGUUCUGAUUGGGCUGAUUUUCCAUGUCAGAUCUGGACUGUUUGACACCUGCAGGAGAAUGAGGUUGAGCACAAAGCGUCCCUCAGUGUUUUCCUCACCGGGAAGUCUAUUCCUUCGGCUCCCAGCAGGAGAACUUUCCCCGCCGGGAGUCGUGCGGCUGUUUCUGCUGACACGCAGCCGCUACUGUAGCUCUCUCUCUGUGCUGUACAGUGUGUCUGCAUUGCGUCGAAUCCUCCCCUCCUCCCCUCCCUGUUUUCUCUCGCUCCCUCCUUUCCUGCUUCACUCACUUCUCUUUCCUCUCCUCAUGAAAUCCUGCAAUAUGCUUCCAAAUUAACGGACACAUAUCGGGUCUCCGCAGCAGGAUCCUCUGCCUCAUUUUCCCUCCUCUUCCUCACCAGGAUUUUUUUAAAGUGGUUUUCUCUUGAUGCAGCAAAGUCCGAUCCUUCCCGUCAGAAUGUGAGCUUCGUCCAGCUCAUUAUUCCUCCUCUCCCUCCUCCUCCUCCUCCUUGUUUUCCAGUAUGAUUUUAAGAAAUAGUCAGUCGGGAUUUUUGCUGUUGCGUUCAGAGCCGUCAAAAGCCUCCUCCUCUUCCUCCUCUUCCUCCUCCUCCUGCGGGCUGCACCGACUGGUGCUGAAAACCAACACCAAGAGGAUACGGAUGUUGACCAAGACAACAUAGUCUAUUAAUAUUUCAGAGACAUUGUAAAGAGAUAUCUGCUGGUAUUAAAGCCAGAGCUGAGGUGGGUGGCUGGAGAGGACGAUCAGUUCUAUCUGCUGCGCUCCAAACUCAGGUGUGAGACGAGGGACCACUGAGGGAACGUUCAGUUCAGAGACGAUGGCGAUGAUGAGGAUGAUGAUGGUGAUAGGGAGGGAGGCUCUGCGCAUCUCCUGGCAUCUGUAGGAGCCUCUCCACUUCAACCUGCCCCCACCACCUACACGCCGCUUCCCCUUCCUGCCCAUCACCCCCCAGGAAGGAUGACUGUGGUGUCCACGGAAAACAUGGACGACACCUCCACCCUGCCGGGCCACCCGCAGGACCCCUACCCGCUUGACGAUGACCACAAUGAUCACGACUGCUGUGAGCGGGUGGUCAUCAACAUCUCUGGGUUGCGGUUUGAGACCCAACUUAAGACUCUCGCCCAGUUUCCUGACACGCUGCUCGGGAACCCCAAGAAGAGGAUGCGCUACUUCGACCCCUUAAGAAAUGAGUAUUUCUUCGAUCGGAAUCGUCCGAGCUUCGACGCCAUCUUGUAUUAUUACCAGUCUGGAGGUCGGUUGAGGAGGCCGGUUAAUGUCCCUCUGGACAUGUUCUCAGAGGAGAUAAAGUUUUAUGAACUUGGUGCAGAAGCUAUGGAGAAAUUUAGGGAGGAUGAGGGAUUUAUCCGGGAAGAGGAGCGACCUUUGCCAGAGAAGGAGUUCCAGAGGCAGAUUUGGCUCCUCUUUGAGCAUCCAGAGAGUUCGGGGCCCGCCCGGGGGAUCGCCAUUGUCUCAGUGAUGGUAAUUCUUAUUUCAAUCGUCAUAUUUUGUUUGGAGACUUUACCGGAGCUAAAGGAGGAUCCCAAUGAUCGCAUUCACCAAGUGGGCAACACCACCAUGUAUUACAAGGCAAGCGUCCUGACAGAUCCUUUCUUUGUGGUGGAGACACUCUGCAUCAUCUGGUUUUCAUUUGAACUGAUCGUUCGCUUCUUUGCUUGCCCCAGCAAAGCAGCAUUCUUCAAAAACAUGAUGAACACUAUUGAUAUUGUGGCUAUAAUCCCAUACUUCAUCACUCUUGGCACAGAGCUAGCUGACGACCAAGGCAACAGGGAGGGAAGGGGAGGAGGGGAACAGGCCACAUCUUUAGCCAUUCUCAGGGUGAUCCGUCUGGUGAGGGUAUUCCGGAUCUUUAAACUGUCCCGACACUCCAAAGGGCUCCAGAUUCUGGGGCAAACUCUCAAGGCAAGCAUGAGGGAGCUGGGGUUGCUCAUUUUCUUCCUCUUCAUUGGUGUGAUUUUAUUUUCCAGUGCCGUUUACUUUGCUGAAGCUGAGGAAAAGGAGUCAUUUUUCACCAGCAUCCCGGAUGCCUUCUGGUGGGCUGUGGUGUCCAUGACGACCGUCGGCUAUGGGGACAUGUACCCCGUGACCAUCGGAGGUAAAAUUGUUGGUUCUCUUUGCGCCAUCGCCGGUGUGUUGACCAUCGCACUGCCAGUACCGGUCAUUGUGUCCAAUUUCAACUACUUCUACCACCGGGAGACGGAGGGUGAGGAGCAAGCACAGCUGCUCAACAUCAGCAACCAGAACUUGGCAUCAGAAACCAACUCAAGCCGCCGCACUUCUUCUGUGGUCAGCAAGUCAGAGUAUAUGGAGAUAGAUGAGGACUUGAACAACAGCAUUGAUAACUUUAGGGAAGCAAACCUUAGGACUGCCAACUGCACCGCCCCCAGCCAGAACUGUGUGAACAGGGGGAAGCUGCUCACCGAUGUGUAAGGCAGCGCCUGCACACUGCUGUAAAUAUUGUAGAAAUAUCUGGAUGCUUUAAACUCAAUAGGUGCAUUUUAUUCUCUUUUUUUAAACUCUUCUUUCAAACGUAUGAACAAACUAAAACACACAUAGUGAAGCAAUCUUGAGCAGAUCUUAGCAAAAAGUUUAGUUAAAUAUUCGUAUCCAUUCCAAAAUAUUUAACGGGUUUCACUGCCAGUUUUACAUAGCAAAUUCAAUUCUUUUGAACCAGUGACAGGAUGCAGGUGUGUCUUUUAUUCCGGACAAGCCCCCAAUAAUCUGACUCCAAUAAAUAAAUAAAACCCUGAAUUUUCUACAUUUUAUAAUCUGUAGGGGUUGCUCCAUCAAUUUAAGAUGCUUAAUCUGUUCGGUUCAAGAGCAAACUUUAGAGACUUUUGUUAGGUAUACCGGACAAUAUUCAAUUAAUUAUACUACUUGAGAUAAAAACCAAUAUCAUGUUUUCUAGUUGAUCUUUAAAGUGUGUGGAGUAACAUAAAAUAAAAUAGGUUACCUUGCUCAUUAGCUCAAUUAUUUUGGACCAGAGGUAUAUUUCAGGUCAAUUUCUUUUGUUAUGGGGUUAUUCCACUACUUUUAUACAUACUGAACCCAUUUAAGUAAGAGUAAAAAAUUUUGUCCCCAGAUUAGUACUCUAAUCAUUGUACUAUUAUUAAUUUAAGGGUGUUUCAUUGCCAACUUCAGACAUUAAAUGACAUAGUAGGUGACCUAGAAGUUCUACAUUGUAUCCCACACAAACCCCAAUUAUUUGAAAACUAGGCCAUGCAAGAAAACAAUAAAUUUAUCAUAAUUCAUAUAAUUUUUUUUUCCAUCAAAUUAAAGGUAUUAGCCCAACAUCUUAACAACCUCAGUCCAUUUUGUCCAGAGACAAAAACUAGGUUUAAAUGGGUUCUGAAUUUGAAUCCUGGACAAGAAUUCAAAUAAUACUAAUCUUAAAUUCUUGGAUUUAAACCACCAAAUGUACUUUAUACAACUAAGGAGGUUACACAGCCAAUUAUUGAUAGCUAACUUUAAUUCUUUUGUCUGCAGGAAUGUUUGGGGUGCUAGAAAACCUAUUUUUGUAUCCCAGACAAGCUGCCAAAGAUUUUCAUAACCCAGCUCCAGGAGAUUGACAUUUGGUGAAUUUCCUAAAUGCAUCCCAUUCAUGGACAGAGACCUACAGAAUUAAAUUAUAGAAGUCAUAGUUGUGGAUGAAAUGGGUCCUGGUUUUAUUCACUAAAAAACAUGUUACCUGUCACUUAAUAUUUGAUCUUUAAUAUGGCAAAUGUAUUCACACUGCCAGUCUCAGACAUGCAGCUGAUAAGUUUUGGUGCAGAAGCAUGUUUUUGUAUUGUGGAAACGACCCCAAUAAUAUUAAAAUCCCAUCCGAAAAGCUUAGAAACUGUUUUAGAAAAAUACAAAAAUAUAUCUCAAGUUUAAGAAAUGCAGAAUAAAAAAAAAAUUAUGAACAAAAAACAAUAAUCCUGCCACCACUUUACAUGCAUUACUUAUGAUUCACACUCUGACAGCUUUUCUGCCAUGGUUUAAAACAUGUAUCUUAUAAUAAAAAUGUAGUAUUACAAUAGAUGCAUGUUUUAAAGACCAAGUUGAUCUCUGGGAAAUGUAGUACUCUUAUUAUAUGCCCAUUAACUAAAAAAGGGGUAUUUCAGUCUGUGUCGACUCAGUGUUCACUAAUCAAUUGCUUUUUUAUUCCUAAAUGUGCAAUACUAAAUUGAUGGAGUGCCUCAUUAAUAACAUGCAAAGAUUUGCUGUAAUUGGAGUAUAACUUUAAACCUAUUUACUACAACAUUUCACUGCCAUCUCCUUUUGUUUUAGUAUGUAUUAAUUUAUAACAUUUUAGAUGCUCCAGCUCUUAACAGCUGAGUAACACAAAUCCAACAUUUGUGAAAAGAAUUCUGGUUUAUUCAAAUUAUUAAAGCACUUUAUAUUGACUUAAACACAUUAAAACAUUUAGGAAAUUCAUAUUAAAUAUUAAUAAUAAGUGUUUUAAACUGAAUACAUAAAAUAAGAAAGCUGAGGACUUAAUUGGAGGACAAACAAUAAAACUGGACGAAACAUUUUUGGUGAAAAGGGACAGCUGCCUGGUUUGGUGCAACAGACUCAACUUUGUGGAUGAAAGCCCAUCUGAGAUUCACAAGAACAACUUUAUCCACGACAGUUGGAUUACAGUUACGGACGUUUGUGCUUUCUGCAGCACAUCCAGGAAAAAUUGAGAAAAAAACAUUACAUGGCGAAUUUUUCAGGCACUUUAAGAGAAGCAAACAGGAAGUUUGUGGAGCCUUUGUGGAGGGACGAUCUGCACCGAUGCUGCUGCAGGUCAGCUGAAGGGUCCCUGUUUGAUGCCAUGCAAAGCUCCUUUAUAUAAACGCAUGUGGAGACUCUUCUCUUUUAUAUCAGCAUGCACACAACGUUACCUCAUUUUAUUUUUGCUGUUGUCUUCUUCAGCCCUCAUCCUCUUCUCCUGGAUUAUGUUUUGUUUUCACCAGAAGUGCUCUGGCUGUUUAUCGUCAAAGUUGUUUCAGAGCAUUUCCGUCUUGAAUGUUUAAGGAGAACAGCAACAUUUAUUUCUUCAGAGAUCACGGCAUGUCAAAAUACUUCAGCAUUAUGGCCUAAACAGCUAUGAUAUAGCUACGUAUACUCAAUGCAUGACGUCAGUAUUAAAUUGCUUGCAGUUUUCGGAUGGAGUGCGGGAAAACGGAGGGGAGACGAUGAUUCCCGUUAAGUUAUUCCGUGGAAAAAUGCAUGACGGAGGAAACAGUUAGAAGGAAAUAAUGUGCUUAAAACAGAAGAAAUCUUAAAAAACAAUUACUUUUAAGUUUUUUCCUCCUUUUUGUAUUUCCUUAAAGCUUUGACAACUGAGUGCAUGGGAACGUUUAAUUUAAUUUGUGAGCCCAUUUUUCUUAGUUUGAAGAAGAAAAAGUAUAAUAUUGAACAAAGCUCGUAGAGUAUAUAUCUAAAAAUCAGCUUCCAGUGCCUUGAAGCCCGUCUCGUUAUAGAAUUGACUAAAGUGCCUCCUGUUAUAAGAGCUUACAACGUGCAGCUUAACCUCUCCUGCUAUAAAGAUGCACUGAUCCCACAUAUCUGCCACUGAAGGGACAGUUUACUCCAUAUUAUCGGGCCAAAUAAAACCCCUUUCCUAUUCUAGUCGAUGACACAAAGCUGCAGCAUUUAGCCGGUAAUGCUAGCAACAAAAAAAAAACAGCCUCAUUUGGUCAAAUCCAGGUCAAACACGUUUAUGUGAACUGUAUAAACAGAAACAUUUUGACUAAACUACUUGUUUCAGAUCAAGGAUUAUUAACAUUAAAGCAUUAAGAGUUUUUCUUAGGUUUAUUUUAUUUAAAUUCAGAUGUUUACAUACACUAAGAUGUCUUAAAGUAUUUGGACAAGCCCAGAUGUUGAUUUCAGAACUUUGUAAGCUUUUGAAAGGUUUAAAUUAAGCAUGUGGACAUUUUUAAAGUCACUCCUCAAACAUGUUGGUUUUUUGCAUGUCAUCAUAGAAAGAUGACAACCAACCAGCCAAAAAGUCAACAAGUAAAUCAUGAAUCUGAAAGUUCUUCAUUGGUCUGUUCAAACAACUGCCAGUAUAAACACCAUGAGAACGUUCAGCUGUCUUGUUGUUCUGGAAGGAGUCGGGUUCUGCAUCAUUAUCCACAUAAUUAUUUACGAGCAUUAGCUCAUAAGUCACUUAGUAAGGAUUAAGCCACUGCAGUUUGCAAAUGCACUUUUUAGAGACGUCCCUGGAUCUGAUGGAACUAAAACAAUGAAGCCCAUCGUCCAAAGUGGAGGAAGAAGGAAGGAAAAAGCCUACAAGCCCCAAAACACCACCUAACUCCUAACUAUGGUAGUGGAUCCACUGUGUUAUGCAGGUAUUUUGCUUCAAGGACUGGUGCACUUUGCAAGAUAGAUGGCAUUACUUUAUCUGGUCUUCCAAAAAGUACAAUGAUGCACCAGCCCUUUUUAGUUGACUAUAAUCAAACUCUAGUUCGUUUGUCUAGAAAGUCCAGUUUGCUGAACUCUGAUGCGGACCAAAACAGUGACCUCUGGAGUGUUGUGAAUGUUCCAAGAGACGGAAGCAAACUACAGCCCACGACUUUCUGGAUGAAUACAACCAAAGCAAUUGUGUGUGUCUAGCACUAGUGGGAGAAAUUACUUGUGGUUUUUUACCAAAGCCAAAACAAAAAUUAAGCAAUCACUAAAUUCUGAUGCCACUCCGUUUUUGUUUACAUUUCAUGAAGGAGGAAGUUGAGGUUUUUUCCUUCAGUAGUUUUUUUUUUUUAGGGUUUGGUCUGUUUGGCACCAGGCAGAGAGAAAGUGAACCGUAGCAACUGAAAAUGCAAUUUUGGUCCCAAAUCGAACCAAAACUACCAGACUGUCAGGUGUGACAAUAAGCUAAGCAUAACACCACAUUACUACAACAUGGCUUCCGGUCAAUAAAGUUAAUGUGUUGGAGCUUCCGAUACAAAUCCAUGAUCUCAGCUGAGUAGAAAAUAUGUGGGCAGAUAUGGAAAGAUGAGUCCAAUCAAGUUAUACCAGCACUGUUAGGAGGAAUGGGCCAGAACUUUAGCAAACUAUUGUGGGAAGAUUGUGGAACGUUUGAGCCAAGUCAGAUAGAUUAAAAGAUGAUUUUACCAAAUACUGAGAAAUGUCUGAUGUAAAUGUCUGAAUUAAAAAAAUAAUUUGGUAAUUCUAAUUGAGCUAAAGCAAGACUAGUUUCGUUUGACUUAAUCUAAGAUAGCAAUAAAAUGGCAAUGAAUGUUGUUAUACAGUGUAUAGAAACAUCUGGGUUUAACUUUAUAUGCAGGCGAUUGGUCUGGAAAUCUCUUAUUUCCACGCUGUUAUUCCAGGAGAGCGUGUAAAAGUUUCCACACAAUCAGAAAGAGUGCAGAUAACUGAACACCAACAGGCAUCGCUUGAAUCCGCUGCUCGGGGGGUUUAGGGUGGGCUAUGUAACAACAGAUUUAAUUAGCCAACUCAUUAAGCGCCUGUUCCGACGUCUUUGUGUCGUUGUUGAGCCUGAAUCAAAGUAAUGCACAAAUUUCCCCUCUGGAUGAACUGUUGUAGACAAUUUAUCUGCUGACUUAUUGGUUACUGAGGCAAGUGACCCAUUUAGAGAUAAGUCAGGAGAAUCGGAUCCAAUUGGGGAGAAAAUACCAGAAUUACACUUCAGAACAAGUCGGUUAUCAAAAUGAUAAGGGCUGAACUUUAAGCCUGGUUUUAUUAAGAAUCUACUCAAUUAUUUUCAUAUAAAUAGAAAGUGGUGAGGUUUAGUGUUUGCUUCUAAAUUGAGCCAAAUAAUGAGAGCGCAAACAUGGCCACUUUUCAGCAGGACCAAAAAUAGAUUCUUUCCAGACUAAAACCAGAGAGAAAUGAAAGCGAGCCUGUUUUAUUUUGGCUAUCGUCCCUCAUCAGGCCCCUUCGCUUUCUCGCUCUGAUGUUUUCAGUGAAGAGGAUGGAGCAGGGAGACGAUUCUGCUUCGUGUGCCUUGGAGCUGUAGGACGUUUCAGUUCAGGGAGGGCUGAUGGAUCUGCAGAGGCACUCAGUGUUUCCUCUGCAGAGCAGCAUUAGUCAUUCUGCAUGCCAGUAAAAUGGCGCUGCUGCUGCUGCUGUUGUUUCAGGACAGGGGAACAUAACCGGGGAGCAACGGGUUUUUCUCCAGGACAGAAACAAUCAACUGAUGCAACAGCGCCAAAUGAGACCUUAUGUUCUGAAGGCUCAGUUUUUAGACCCAAUCUUACACGGCAGAACCAGGAGAUUUGCUAAAGCGCCACCUCUUGUUUAGACGAGCAAAUGCUUCAGUAAAUGUCAUGAAACAUGCAUGAACUUUUGCACAUUUUUCAAUGUAUUUUAAUGGAAUUUUACAUGUUUUUUAUUGUUUUUACAAAUAAAAAUCAGCACUUUUUAGAAACACGUUCCACUAAACUUGCAGGUGUCUGAAGAGCUACAGACAGGAAUUUUAUACAACUUUUUGUAAAAUAGCUCACGCUUAGUAUUAGUGAACAUUGAUUUUGAAGUUUUCUCACAGAUUUUAAACUGGAAUCAAAUCUAGACUUUGACUAGGCCAUUCUAACUGUUCAAUCUUUGCCCCGACAGAAGAUGACUUGUGAGGAAUUAACCAUGUUUUCACCUGGGGAUGCUGUGCGGUGCACAGCGUUUGGUGUGUUGGCCACAAGGCUUAGUUUCUGUUUCGUCUGACCACAGCACCUUCUUGGUUGCUUGUUUGAUUAACGCUCCCUUUUAGAUGGACGUCCAUGUCUUGGUAGGUCUGCAGUCGGUCCAGAGCUUUGGAAAAUGUCCAGAGCUUGGGAUAUUGGAUUUCUCUGUAAUUCUCCCAUGUAAGAACUACCCAGAGUUGUGUCCGUCUCAUAAGACACAACUGUGUCCAGGAAUAUCUUUGAUGCCUUUAUUGGCUAGUUUGGAGUUAGAACACAUGCUUAAAAAUAGUAAUAUGAUAAAAAACCUCAGCAGGAAAAACUAUAAAAAUAGGAUCACUUAAGACAGUAAUUUACAGAAAAAUGUAUAAGAAUGACAUCCCAGAUUGAUUUUUACAUAAACAAUUGGAAAAAGACCGUAAUUUGUUUUGUAUUUCUCGUUCUAAUCCAGCAUAAAGCUUCAUGGCUUCAACGACGUUUCCGAGUUGCAUGACCGUCUGGUGAUGCUGCGUCAUCAGACGAACACUUGAUGAUUUGGGUCGUAUUUGCAUCAAGUCGGGUCGGAUCAUUUUCUUCUCAAAAUGCAACCAGAUGAUAUGGAGUGUCGGGGCGGCCAUAUAUGCCUCAGAGGCAUCUGAACACCUAUUGGCCUAUUUAUGGAUCCAAUACCUCUGAUUACUGCCCUCUUGUGGCCGUUUUAGACAUUUCAACAGUUCACCAAAAUGAAAUUGAUUUUUCUAAAAGAAUUCAAACCAAACUAAUUUUUGACACUGGCAUUUUUUUGUUUGUUUGUUUGAUUGUGGUUUAUAGAUUACAGAAAAUCAGAAUGAGGUAAUUCAUUAGAUUAUUGCAAAAAAAUGAUCAAAAAAGUGGCUUUUAUGACAGAAAUGAAAUGUUAUGGCUUUAGUUGUUCACCCAAUAGUCAUGAAAAGUCUCCACAGGGUGGGUCAGUGAUGCUACUCUGUCCAGGAAUAUUAAUUUAAGGUUGAGUGGAAGGAAAAAAUGUGGUGCACAAAAGCUCAAAUCCGACCAAAGGUUAAGGAAUUAUGAGGGGUGAAAUUUCUAGAUUAAAAAUUCUUUUUUAAUCUUCCCUACAGUUCUGACGUGAAAUUCAAAUAUUUUAAUUAAAAGAAAACCUUUUAAAUAUAUUUGAUAAAGUCUAAUGCUGCUGCAGCUGUGUGUCAUUGUCAAGUUUCUUAAACGGCGCAUUUAAAUCCCUUUAAUUAGUCUGGAAAAAAUACAUAAAAGUUACGAAGGUGCUAAGUGGUAAACAUGCUGAAGGAUUAAGAGAAACAUUUUAAUAUUUUACUGUUUUUUUAAGGUUGAAUCAUAUCAAUAUUAGUUUAUUUAAGAUUGAUUAAAAGCAUAGUUCAGAGUACUCAGUGUUUUCUUAAUUGGUUUGUGUUUAUAUUUGGAGGCCAAAGUUGGAGUUUUCUGCAGCAGACGCCACUAAAGGGACCAAAUGGUGUUUUGUAGGAGUUUCAUAUACACAUUUUUAAUGUUUUUACCGUCUGAUCUGCAGUAAACAGGACAGAACUGUGUCAUUUCCAAAAUAAAAUCCAAUUUUUAUCUCUCGAGUAAACACGAUUUAAUUACAAGCUUCCAACUGCCAGAACCGGAUUGAUUUCCAGUAGAUAACAAGCCGUUAAAUUAGUUUUUGACGGAAACUUCCUGCAACUGCCGAUGUUUUCCAACCUGGAUUUAUCGAUAAGCGUAAUUUGAUUUGUUGCUGCUUUGAGGCAUCAGAAUGACCUGAAAAGUUGCUUGAUUUCAGCAAUGAACUUGAAUCAGCUCUGAAGUGUGUCUCAUCGUUACAUAUUCCAUGUAAUGUCCAAUAAAUCAGUCAUUCAAUAAAAAAAAUUAAAAAAAUAUCAAGAUUUGCUGCAAAUUUAAGUUGCUUUAUGACAUUAAACUGCUGAAACUUCUUAAGCAAAAAUACAGAAGAUUUUCUGAUAAUAUUUUUAUUUCAAGCUUUAAAAGCAAAUUGAAAACAAAAUAAUUGAUGAACAUGAAAUUAUAAAAUAAAUUUCAGGUCUAACAAGCAGAAAUGAAUCUCAGAUGUUUUUUGUUUAAAGGUUUAGGCAGUUUGAGGGUUCAGGUUUUUUACUGAAUCCUUCCAAAAUGACACAUUUUUAUCAUUUCAGUUUGAAUGUUUUGCCUCAGACGGAUUUUUUUUUCAACUCUGUGAAAAAUUGUGUUUUGCUAUUUUUUAUGUCUAUUUAUUUUGAAUGUAUUUGACAUUUAUUUAUUUUAUUCCGGUUUUUUACAGCUUGACAAUGCUGAGCUACUGAUAAAUAAGGCUUACAGUUCAGGUGAUGAUGAUGAGACGUUUGCAGUGUUUCAGGUGGAUGUGGAGAUAAUUUAAAUAUCCCAACACGCAUGGAUGACUGCAGCUGGUCAGACUUUCUGUUUCCUGUCAGAAGCCAAAGUGUCGUUCAGAACGAAAGUCUCAGCAUGGACGGUUUUUGUUUAAAAAAAAAACACAACAGUGAAGAACUGUAUUCAUUUUCUCCAAACUUGUUGGAUGUUUCUGUUUGUUUUCUUUCUGAUUGGCUGCUGCUUCCGUCUGCAGAGCUUUUCAUUGGCCGCUGAGGCAGAGUCUGUAACCUAUGCAAGGUUAGUCAGCAGUUUCUGUCCAUUCAUCAUAUAACAGCAUCUUCAAUAAACCCUGGAAAAUAAACAGUAAAUUCAA
Messenger RNA from Poeciliopsis prolifica (blackstripe livebearer), 11417 nucleotides. RefSeq names its product potassium voltage-gated channel, shaker-related subfamily, member 1b (gene kcna1b). Gene Ontology annotation, biological process: protein homooligomerization; potassium ion transmembrane transport. Bases 1059 to 2549 code for a protein of 496 amino acids. Gene Ontology annotation, cellular component: juxtaparanode region of axon; neuronal cell body; voltage-gated potassium channel complex. The transcript has 2 exons. Gene Ontology annotation, molecular function: protein binding; delayed rectifier potassium channel activity. The record is from RefSeq and is a predicted model, not a curated record. NCBI's taxonomy places the organism in Eukaryota, Metazoa, Chordata, Actinopteri, Cyprinodontiformes, Poeciliidae.